CCAUAAAAAUGGCAUUCAGAACAAGAUUAUCUUUGAUUCAUCUUCUUCUUGGAGCUUUAGCUCUACUGAGCAGUUUUGUGACAGUGAAAGGAGAAAGCCCUUACAAGUUUUACACUUGGACUGUGACUUAUGGCGUUAUCUCCCCUCUUGGCGUCCCUCAACAGGUUAUUCUGAUCAAUGGUCAGUUCCCUGGUCCAAAGCUUGAAGUUGUGACUAAUGACAACAUCAUCCUCAACCUCAUCAACAAACUUGACCAACCUUUCCUCUUGACCUGGAAUGGAAUAAAGCAAAGGAAGAACUCAUGGCAAGACGGUGUUUUAGGAACAAACUGUCCAAUCCCACCAAACUCAAACUUCACUUACAAGUUCCAAACCAAAGAUCAGAUCGGAACUUACAACUACUUUCCUUCCACCGCUUUCCACAAAGCCGCCGGUGGAUUCGGAGCUAUCAAUAUCUAUGCAAGGCCUAGAAUCCCUAUCCCUUACCCUCUCCCUGUCGCAGACUUCACUUUGCUCAUUGGUGAUUGGUUCAAAACCAACCACAAAACUCUCCAACAGCGUUUGGAUUCUGGUGGGGCUCUUCCAUCUCCAGACGGAAUGCUCAUAAACGGACAAACCCAAACUACAUUCACAGGAGACCAAGGGAAGACUUACAUGUUGAGAAUCUCUAAUGUUGGAUUAUCAACCACUUUCAAUUUCAGAAUCCAAGGACAUACAAUGCAAGUAGUCGAAGUUGAAGGCUCUCACGUCUUGCAAAACGUUUACGAGUCUCUUGAUGUUCACGUUGGCCAGUCUUUAUCAGUUCUUGUGACACUAAACCAACCUUCUAAAGAUUAUUACAUCGUUGCAACCACCCGGUACACAACCUCCAAGCCUUCCGUUACUGGUCUGCUGCGCUAUUCCAACUCCGGCGUCCCAGCUUCCGGUGAUAUCCCCUCUCCUCCCCCUGAAGAUCUUGAUUGGUCCUUGAACCAAGCCAGAUCAUUUAGGUGGAACUUAACGGCUAAUGCAGCUAGACCGAACCCUCAAGGAUCAUUUCACUAUGGAACAAUCACUCCGACCAAAUCAUUUGUAUUCUCCAGCUCAGCUCCUUUGAUCAACGGGAAGCAACGCUUUGCGGUGAACGGAGUCUCUUAUGUUAACUCGGAGACGCCUCUUAAACUCGCUGAUCACUUCAAUAUUCCCGGAGUUUUCAGCACAAAUGCUAUUCAGAGCGUUCCUUCUAGUGCUCCUGCAACUGUUGCUACAUCAGUUGUUCGAGCAUCUCUCCAUGAUUUCCUCGAAGUUGUGUUUCAGAACAAUGAGGAAUCGAUGCAGUCUUGGCACCUUGACGGUUAUGACUUCUGGGUCGUUGGGUUUGGUUCUGGACAAUGGACACCUGAGCAGAGACCUCUUUACAAUCUUGUUGACGCUCUUACCAGACACACAACUCAGGUGUACCCGAACUCUUGGACAGCAAUCUUGGUGUCGUUAGACAAUCAAGGAAUGUGGAAUAUGAGAUCAGCGAUAUGGGAAAGACAGUAUUUAGGACAGCAGUUUUAUCUGAAAGUGUGGGAUCCAGUGCAGAGUCUUGCCAAUGAGUACAAUCCUCCUGAUAAUCUUCUUCUUUGUGGCAAAGCUGUUGGGAGACGAGUUUAGAAAGAUGUCUUUAUAGUGUUCAUUUGGUCUUUUUUAUUUAAGUUCAUUUGUUUUGAGGGUUUUUUCGAUUCAAUUUGGUUGAGGUUUUGUUCUUACUGGUCACGAGAGUAUGGCCUGUGUGACAUUUGUAGUAACACAUGGAAGAGAUGAAAAGUCAAAUGUUUUCGGAUUGCAGUUUAAAAAUAUUCUAGUACUAAGGGCAUCAUUAACCCGGUAUC
Brassica oleracea var. oleracea is the source of this 1855-nucleotide messenger RNA. Its product is annotated as L-ascorbate oxidase homolog. The record is from RefSeq and is a predicted model, not a curated record. The transcript is spliced from 4 exons. Gene Ontology annotation, molecular function: copper ion binding; oxidoreductase activity. Lineage: Eukaryota; Viridiplantae; Streptophyta; Magnoliopsida; Brassicales; Brassicaceae. Bases 9 to 1637 code for a protein of 542 amino acids.